Amaranthus tricolor (Joseph's coat) is the source of this 1993-nucleotide messenger RNA. RefSeq names its product amino acid permease 3-like. Bases 225 to 1682 code for a protein of 485 amino acids. The record is from RefSeq and is a predicted model, not a curated record. Lineage: Eukaryota; Viridiplantae; Streptophyta; Magnoliopsida; Caryophyllales; Amaranthaceae. Gene Ontology annotation, cellular component: plasma membrane. The transcript is spliced from 6 exons.
UUACAACUUAUAUUUGUAGUUGUAGGAUAUUUUAUAGUAAUAAUAGUAUAUAUAAUAUAAUACUUCUAUAAUAAAUUUAAGAAACAAAAUACAAAGCUGUCCGUCCCUUCCCUUCCCUUCCAAUUUCAACUUCAUUACACUCCCAAAAUCAACUGUGAUUCAAGAGAGUUAUCCGAAAAUCAAAACCUUCGUUUCUAGUCCAGAGUGAGCAUCAUCGUAUCAUCAUGGGAUUGGGAUCGGGAAACAAGCACCAAAAUGAAAGCCAAGCCUUCAAUCUCGGUUUUUCCCAAAACGGUUCCGCCUCCAAAUUAUAUGACGACGAUGGCCGUCUCAAGAGAACAGGGAGUGUGUGGACGGCAAGUGCUCACAUAAUAACGGCAGUAAUUGGUUCGGGAGUGCUGUCAUUGGCAUGGGCAACCGCACAACUUGGAUGGAUAGCUGGACCAAUUGUUAUGUUGCUAUUUUCCGUAGUCACUUAUUACACAUCUGUUCUCCUUGCCGACUGUUACCGCUCCGGCGACCCCAUAUCCGGGAAGCGUAAUUACACGUACAUGGACGCCGUUCAUGCUAAUCUGGGUGGUCUUCAAGUCAAAUUAUGUGGACUGGUUCAGUACGUAAACUUGUUUGGAGUCGCCAUCGGUUAUACAAUAGCUGCAUCUAUAAGUAUGACGGCUAUACAGAGGUCUAAUUGCUUCCAUGAGAAUGGAGAGAAGGGAAAGUGCGACAUAUCAGCAAACCCUUACAUGAUUAUCUUUGGGGUCGCAGAGAUAUUAUUUUCCCAAAUCCCAGACUUUGAUCAAAUUUGGUGGCUCUCCAUUGUGGCUGCAGUCAUGUCUUUCACCUAUUCCACUAUAGGUCUUGGUCUUGGAAUCGCUAAAGUUGCCAUAAACGGAAAAUUCAGGGGCAGUCUGACUGGUAUUAGCAUUGGCAUGGUCACACAAACUGAUAAGAUAUGGAGGAGCUUCCAAGCACUUGGUGACAUUGCUUUUGCUUAUUCUUACUCCAUGAUCCUAAUUGAAAUUCAGGACACUGUACGAUCACCACCAUCGGAAUCAAAGACAAUGAGGAAGGCUACACUAGUAAGUGUAGUAGUAACAACCUUAUUCUACUUGUUAUGUGGAUGCUUUGGCUAUGCAGCCUUUGGGGACUUGGCCCCCGGAAACCUCUUAACUGGGUUUGGCUUCUAUAACCCUUUUUGGCUGGUAGACAUCGCCAAUGCUGCCAUCGUGAUCCACCUUGUUGGUGCCUACCAAGUAUACUGCCAACCUCUUUUUGCCUUCAUCGAGAAAUUUGCCUCUGACACCUUUCCUGAUAGUGAUUUCAUCACCAAGGAAAUCCAAAUACCCCUUCCUGGAGGUUACAAGGCUUACAACCUAAAUCUGUUUAGGCUUGUUUGGAGGAGUAUAUUUGUGAUCAUCACCACCAUAAUCUCAAUGCUCUUACCCUUUUUCAAUGAUGUGGUGGGAUUUCUUGGAGCACUUGGGUUUUGGCCCUUGACUGUAUAUUACCCAGUGGAGAUGUACAUCUCCCAGAAAAAGAUAGCUAAAUGGAGUACGAAAUGGGUUUCCCUUCAGAUUCUUAGUGUUGCUUGUCUCAUCAUCACCAUUGCUGCUGCAGCUGGAUCCGUUGCUGGGGUGGUGUUUGAUCUCAAGUCUUAUAAGCCUUUCAAGACCACUUACUGAUUCUAUUUCAUCCAUGAUUAGGACUUGAAGGAGGCACCAAUGCCUUCUGACUGACUCUGUAAUUGCUUAAUUGCUAAUUGUAUUUAGAUUUAUGUUGUAUUACCUUUAUAAUUCACAUAGCUCUUCCCCUUUGUUAACUGCUAAUGCAAGUUUUCAAAUGGAAUUUGCAAUUGUUUCUGGAUUCCCCUCAACUGCUCGACCUUGUAUGCGACCCAACUUUAAAAUGAAAUUUAAAUUAUGCAAAACCAUAUAUAUUGUAGACACAAGCUCUACUUUGGGAGUUGAGAAACAAUGUACAUAUAUUUUAUCAA